ACUAGAGACAUGAAUCUGGCUUAGCGGUGGUUCAGGUCAGAAAAGGGUGCCAGGACAACGAGUCAGGAAAGGACAGAGCAGCAGAGUUGGAAAGAAAGCACGCAGGGCUAGCGAACUAAAGACGGACGGAUGCCAGAACGCUUCAGCUUGUUUUCCUCCUGCUUCCCCUCUCCACAGCGUUUUAAGGACUCCGCAAGGCAUUGCUCCAGAUGAUGCCCAGCCACUUGUACAGGAUUUCCUGCCUCCUCUCCGGCUCUCGGGGGGCGAAUCUUCAAAAACCAACCACCUCUAACGGGUUUCUCUACGUGACUCUUGUCUGGCACGCGGUUUAGCCGAAGCCGCCGCAAAGCCAGCCAGCGCGCGGAUUACUCUUCGGCGGCUAACGCCUGCCUGCGCCGACACAUACACACACGCACUUUCUCCUUGCAUGAGUUGCCUCCUAGGAAAUCCCGCUGGGAACGCUAAAGCAGAAGAGCUCCAGCUCAGGCCGCUCACUCCGCUUGCGGAUCCACGGAAGCGCUCCCCCGAGACCUGCCCGCCCGCCUCCGAUCCAAGGAGCGAAAUCGGAGGAGAGAGACACGGAUCUUUACGAGUUAAAGCCUGUCUCGGGGAAGAAGACGCACCGAGAAGGAGCCCAAGUGGGAACUGCUGCCGCCUUGGCUGCUUCCCCUGCGAAGCGCGCCGCGUUGGCACAGCCUGCUUUGGAAAGUGACUGGCAAGACGCCGCCAAAAGCGCUCGCUCCAGCGCAAAGAAGGGAGCCGGGCAAGCGCACUCGCGCACCUGAAUGGGACGAGACACACACACACUAGAAGGCGGCCCGGCGGCGGACACCUCUCCCCCCGGGAACCCUUUGUUAAUUGAGCGUCCUGCGAGGCGAUUGGCUGGAGUACUCGGAGGCAUUUGCAUGAGCAGAAGAGAGGGAGGGAGUGUCUCCGGUUUGUUUAUUUAUUUAUUUCCCCCUCCCCUGCCGAAGGCGGCUUCCCGCCGCCCGCCCCCCACCCCACCCCGCCGCCCCAACCUCGCAGGGGACCCUCAAUGACCGCAUUUGGAAUGCGCUGCCGAGGGAAUGAGACGAGGCGCCGCUCGCCACCAGCCCUAAGAUCUAGCUGGCUCCUUAGACAGAGGCAUCGACAGCUGGCUAUGGGGCAGCGAUCCAGUCCUGGGAGCAGCACAACCACCAGUCAGAGGAACCUGCCGAAUUUAUUCAUUUUCCUGCUCUUCCUUGGACCUUUCAACUGCUUUGCUAGCUAUAGCCGUGCCACCGAACUCUUCUAUAGCAUCAAUGAAGGGCUGCCUGCUAGGGUCCUUAUUGGGAAUCUAGCCCAGGAUUUACAGCUUCGGGAAUUGGCAGAGGAAGAGGUGGAGGCACAGGACAAGUGGCAACCCCAACAAUGGGAGAACCCCCCUCUCUCUUUCAGCCUGGCCUCUCAGGGACUGGGAGGUCAGUAUGUGAGUCUAGAUAACCGGACAGGAGAGCUGCGCACCUCAACACAGGAGAUUGACCGGGAGGCACUAUGCACGGAGGAUAAUAUUGGCUCUGCUGUGGUUGCCUCUUCCUCCUCCUCCUCCCCAGUACCAUCCUCUGAGUCUUGUUUGCUGUUGCUGGAUGUUCUGGUGUUGCCUCAGGAGUAUUUCCGUCUAGUCAAAGUGAAGAUUGCCAUCCAUGAUGUUAAUGACAAUGCACCAUGCUUUCCCAUGCCACAGAUACACCUCUUUGUGCCUGAGAAUUCACCCGUCAACACCCGCUUAGCUAUAGAGCAUCCAGCUGUGGACCCAGACAUUGGCAGCAAUGGAGUUCAGACUUACCAACUGCAAGAUGACUAUGGGGUUUUUACUCUCGAUGUGGAGGAGAAUGAAAGUGGGGAAAGAACACCGUAUCUGAUUGUCAUGGGUGCCUUGGACAGGGAGGCCAGGGAUAAGUAUGUUACAGUUAUCACAGCAGAAGAUGGAGGAGUUCCACCACUGGUGGGCAGUGCCACUCUCACCAUUGGCAUCAGUGACAUCAAUGACAACUGUCCCCAAUUCAAUGAGACUCAGCUCAAUGUCACUGUCUUUGGGAAUUCGAGCAUUGGGUUGCACAUAGCCUCUGUUCAUGCUGUGGAUGUGGAUCAGGGAAUCAAUGCAGAGAUAACCUAUUCCUACAGCCAAAAGGUCUCUCAGCUAUCCCGCACUUUAUUCCAUCUUGAUGAAACCACAGGCAUUAUCAAGCUUUCCAAAAGGAUUAAUGGCGAUACUCCUCGUCUCCAUAGGUUGAGUGUAUUGGGCAAUGGUCCUGGUUGCAUUCCAGCUGUGAUCACUGUGUUAAUAUCAAUAAUCAAAGUUAUGAUGAGACCUCCUGAAGUGAUCCCUCGUUUCAUAGCGAAUGAAGUGGAAGGAGUGGUUUUCUUGAGGGAGCUAGAGCCUGUCAACACACCAAUAGCAUUCUUUACUAUAAAAGAUCCAGAUGAGAAAUACAAAGUGGAUUGCUAUUUGGAUGGUGAUGGCCCUUUCAGGUUGUCACCUUAUAAACCAUACCACAAUGAGUAUUUAUUGGAGACUACGAAGCCAUUGGAUUAUGAGACUCAACAAUUCUAUGAAGUAUCAGUAAUUGCAUGGAAUUCAGAAGGAUUUCAUGUAAACAGAAUAGUUAAAGUGCACAUUCUGGAUGAUAAUGACAAUUCACCUGUGUUCUCUCAACCAUUGGUAGAAUUAUCUAUAGAAGAAAAUAAUGUUCCCAAUGCUUUUUUGACCAAGUUGCAUGCCACAGAUGCUGACAGUGGAGAAAGAGGGCAAGUGUCUUAUUUCCUAGGGCCUGAAGCUCCUUCAUAUUUUUCUUUAGAUAAAGUCACUGGAGUCCUUACAGUUUCCACCCAGCUGGACAGAGAAGAAAGAGAAAAAUACCGAUAUACAGUAAGAGCAGUAGAUUCUGGAAUGCCACCACGAGAAUCCAUAGCCACUGUUACUAUCUCAGUACUGGAUAAAAAUGACAAUAGUCCAAGAUUUAUCAACAAGGAUUUCAGUUUUUUCGUGCCAGAGAACUUCCCAGGCUUUGGUGAAAUUGGAGUUAUAAGUGUCACUGAUGCAGAUAUAGGGCAAAAUGGAUGGGUAGCACUUUCUGUUGUAAAUGGAAGUGAUAUAUUUGUUAUAGACACUGGCAAAGGAGUGCUGAGAGCUAAGGUCUCCCUAGACAGGGAACAGCAGAGCUCAUACAUCUUAUGGGUUGAAGCAGUCGAUGGAGGUGACCCUGCCUUGUCCUCUACAGCAAAAAUAACCAUCCUUUUGCUUGACAUAAAUGACAACCCACCAUUAGUCUUGUUUCCUCAGUCUAACAUGUCUUACCUCCUAGUCCUUCCAUCUACUUUGCCUGGAUCACCCAUCACAGAAGUGUAUGCUGUAGAUAAUGACACUGGCAUGAAUGCAGUCAUAGCAUAUAGCAUCAUAGGGAGAAGAGGUCCCCGGCCAGACUCAUUUAAGAUUGACCCCAAGACGGGCAACAUCACUCUGGAAGAGUCGCUCAUGCAAAAUGAUUAUGGCCUCUAUCGCCUUCUUGUUAAGGUUAGUGAUCACGGUUACCCAGAACCUCUGCAUUCUACAGUCAUGGUCAACCUCUUUGUCAAUGACACUGUGAGCAAUGAGAGCUACAUCGAAAGCCUUUUAAGAAAGGAACCUGACAUUAACAUUGAGGAAAAAGAGCCACAGAUCUCUAUAGAACCAACACACAAAAGAGUGGAAUCCGCAUCUUGCAUGCCUACCUUGGUUGCCCUGUCAAUAAUAAGCUUGGGUUCAAUAACAUUGGUAACUGGGAUGGGUAUUUAUAUCUGCCUACGAAAAGGAAGAAAAUACCACAGGGGAGAUGAAAAUUUGGAAGUACAAAUCCCGUUAAAUGGAAGAAUUGAUAUACAUAUGCUGGAGAAGAAACCUGUGGAGAUUUCUAAUAUCUGAUGGGUUUCUACAGACAGUCUCAACCAAAACCUAAACAUUCUGAACAGUGAUUAACUUCCCAACUGGGGGAUUGUCAGCAGCAGAAACUGCAAUGAAGGACCACUAAUUUAUAACUUAUUAUAAUUGUACAUAGCUGUUUACAGAUUUUUUUAAAAGAAAAAAGAAUCAAAUUCAGUGUACAGCUUUUUUUAAUGAAACCUUAAUGCUAACAGCUAGUAAACUGUCUGUGUAGACAUGGUCAUCGCAAGACCCCCAUCCAUAAACCAAGUCAGUACAGUACUCAUAAAGUGAAAGGUAAGACAAUGAUGCAUUCAUUGUUAUAUUCUUCAUUCCUAUAAGUCGUUUUUGACCACAAGAGGGCAUCAUCAGCCAUUCCUGUAAAUGGGACUGUUUAAGAGAAAAUGAAAAGUCUAUUUUAAAAUGUAUUGUUUUUCUAAAGGAGAAAGAAAAUAAAGUAUGGGUUUGAGGUAUAAUAAAUGUAUGUUCUAUUGGAUAUAUGAGAAGAGAAUGAAAAGAAAAUAUGCACUGGUAAAUAAAAACAGAAUGUUUUAUUA
Molecule: messenger RNA, 4476 nt
Organism: Hemicordylus capensis (graceful crag lizard)
Lineage: Eukaryota; Metazoa; Chordata; Lepidosauria; Squamata; Cordylidae
Gene: PCDH20
Product: protocadherin 20
Exons: 2
Coding region: 1037-3922 (961 amino acids)
Biological process (GO): homophilic cell-cell adhesion
Cellular component (GO): plasma membrane
Molecular function (GO): calcium ion binding
Source: RefSeq, a predicted model, not a curated record